Messenger RNA from Megalops cyprinoides (Indo-Pacific tarpon), 2249 nucleotides. RefSeq names its product galectin 8a (gene lgals8a). Bases 112 to 1056 code for a protein of 314 amino acids. The record is from RefSeq and is a predicted model, not a curated record. The transcript has 9 exons. Gene Ontology annotation, molecular function: carbohydrate binding. NCBI's taxonomy places the organism in Eukaryota, Metazoa, Chordata, Actinopteri, Elopiformes, Megalopidae.
AGGAAGUGAAACAAUUUGGUGAAAAUGCAGACCUGAGGCAUCUGAUUAAAACAGGGCAGUAAAGUGUGCGUUUGGGCUGGCCUACUCUGGGAUACCGAGGAAGACAUUAACAUGUCUGUCGCAAACCCGAAACAAACGUUUUUAAAUCCGACCAUUCCGUUCGCUGGAACGAUUCUGGGCGGACUGGAGCCAGGGGAGAUGGUGCUGAUCCAGGGCAGUGUUCCCAGCGAUGCUGACAGGUUCCAGGUGGAUCUGACCUGCGGCAGCAGCACCAAGCCGCGGGCGGACGUGGCCUUCCACUUCAACCCCCGCUUCAAGAGGUCGCCCUGCAUCGUGUGCAACUCGCUGCGGCAGGAACGCUGGGGCCGGGAGGAGAUCCACCACGUCAUGCCCUUCAGACAGGGGGCGCCCUUUGAGACCAUCAUUCUGGUGCAGCAGGAUGUGUUUAAGGUGGCAGUGAAUGGGGCCCAUGUGCUGGAGUACAGACACAGACUCGACCUGGACAAGGUGGACACCCUGCUGAUCUCCGGGAAGGUCAAAAUUCAGGCCAUCGGCUUCAUCCCAAAUGCGAGCUCAGCUCCACCUCCUCCAUCUGUGGUGAUGAGCAAAGGCAAACAGCCCAAUGCCCUGUUCUCGGAGUCAGGUGACCUGACCGUGCCUUAUAAGGGCAGACUGCUGACCGGGAUAAGCACAGGAAACACCCUGACCAUCAAAGGGAAGAUUGGCCUGUACUCCCACAGCUUUUCAGUGAACCUGUGUGUUGGCGACACUGGCGACAUCGCACUGCAUCUGAACCCGCGCAUCAAGGCCGGGGUGUUCAUACGCAACUCCUUCCUGAGUGAGUGCUGGGGUCCUGAGGAGAACAGCCUGCCCAGCUUCCCUUUCUCCCCGGGGGAGUACUUCGAGAUGAUCAUUUACUGCGAGACCCACCAGUUCAAGGUGGCUGUGAACGGGAACCACCUGCUGGAAUACAAGCACCGGGUCCAGGAUCUGAGCAGAGUCAACCAGCUGGAGAUCCUGGGGGACCUGCAGCUGCUCGACGUCAAGCUGUGGUGACCCACCCCCCCACGCCCCCUGUAACCCCCCACACUCCCUCAGCAGAGCCUUCCCUCACACACCCGCACCCCUACCAUCCAUCCACACCUCUCUGUGUCCCCCGAGUUCCGGAACCUUCCCUUGGCAUGUCUCUCCCAUACCUCCUCAUCACGGUGUGUAUGUGCGUGUGUGCGUGUGUGUGUGUGUGAUGGGCUCAGGUAAAGCCUUCAUCCUCAGCUCUCCAAGCAUUAAAAGUCACGGCAGCCUGAUUUCCAACCACUAACCAAAACUGAGCUCAUAUUUUACAACCUUUUUUAGCGGGAGACUGACUGAAUGUAACAUGUAAACUAUAACCUACCCACGCUGACUAACCAUUAACAGGUCUAUUACCUCAGAUAUAUGCAGUCUGUACAUAUAUAUAGCAAACUGAAUGGCAAAUUGCUGUUGUAAAAACAGGGCUGUUAAGAUACAGUGUAUUUAUUCACACCUAUGUCAUGGUACAUACCUGCUGGACACAACAUGCAUAACUUAUGCAUAUGCGUUAUACACACAGCACAACAGUAAUUUAACAUGUCAGCUCACUUUAAAAAACUUUUAUUAAAAGGUUUUGGGAGGAGUUCAGGUGCUAUUGAGCUCAUCAGCCUCCUUACCUGUUUCUAACAUUUGACGCAUUUUAGGUUUUGUGUGUUUUCUACAUCUGGCUAUUGAAUAUGAAUGACAGGUAUGUAUGUAUGUAUGUAUACAUAUACACGCCUGCCUUGUGUGCUUUUUAACAUGGAGCUUAACUCAAGUUUGCUGAGGUAUUUGGCAAAAAAGCACAAAUUACACAUUAAUUAUAAACUAUAAAAAGGGUACCAUGGUGAUCAACAUAUAUAUGUGGCAGAGUGCAGAAUUAGACAGAGCUUUGGACCAGAGAUCAUAAGACACGGUUGUGGUCACAUGAUGAGGGUGUGGGCUUGCUGUGGUAAACUUAAGAAUAGCACUUAACCCUGUUUGUGCGAGUUGCAAUGGGCAAGAGAAAGGUGGUUAAUUCAGGGCUUCAUCCUCUUAAAUAGUGUCAGAACAAAACCGUGCAGGAGGGGCUAGUGCCCCCCCUCUUUGCUGCAUAUAAGAGGUGCACCUCUUCCACACCUCUCAUCCUCAGGCCACCGAUACAGCAGGGAAAUCUCAGCCACUGUACCUGUGUCAGGUUCCACCCUGCUGUUCCCCACUGC